Messenger RNA from Alligator mississippiensis (American alligator), 1125 nucleotides. It is a transcript of the gene SDF2, whose product is annotated as stromal cell derived factor 2. Lineage: Eukaryota; Metazoa; Chordata; Crocodylia; Alligatoridae. The transcript has 3 exons. The coding region runs from base 32 to 688 and encodes 218 amino acids. The record is from RefSeq and is a predicted model, not a curated record.
GCCGCUUCCGCUUCCGGCGGCGGGGGGGAGGAUGCGGCUGCUGCUGCUGGCGGAGCUGGCGCUAGGGUUGGCGCUGGGGUUGGGCGCGGCGGCGGCGGGCGGUGGUUCCGAGCCCGACGCCGUCACCUGCGGCUCUGUCGUGAAGCUGCUCAACGUGCGCCACAACGUGCGGCUGCACUCGCAUGACGUGCGCUACGGAUCCGGCAGCGGGCAGCAGUCGGUGACGGGCGUCUCGGCCGUGGACGACAGCAACAGCUACUGGAGGAUUCGGGGAAAGACCUCCACGGUGUGCGGGAGGGGGACGCCCGUGAAGUGCGGGCAGUCCAUCCGGCUGACCCACAUCAACACGGGGAGGAACCUGCACAGCCACCACUUCACCUCGCCCCUCUCAGGCAACCAGGAGGUCAGCGCGUUUGGGGAGGACGGCGAGGGAGACUACCUGGAUGACUGGACGGUGGUGUGCAGCGGGCCGUACUGGGCGCGUGACAGCGAGGUGCGGUUCAAGCACUCCUCCACUGACGUCUUCCUCUCUGUGACUGGGGAGCAGUAUGGACGGCCCAUCCACGGCCAGAAGGAAGUGCACGGCAUGUCCUACUCUAACCAGAACAACUACUGGAAGGUCAUGGAAGGGAUCUUCAUGAAACCCAGCGAGCUGCUGAGAAUGGAUCCCUACCAUUCUGAGUUAUGACGGACUGUGCUGGAGCUUCCCAGCGUUGCAGUACCUUUACCACAAGUGUUCAGCUCCUGUAGGGACCUUCUGCUUCCAGGAGCCUUUGCAGCAGCUCUCAGUUGCUGGAGCAGUUGGGCACAGGCCAGGGAACAGAGCCCUUGUUCCCCUUCUCUUUCCUUGCCUGGGUCUCGUUAUCCCUGUUGGUCUAGGCUCCAUCUGUUGCAACAGGCUCCUCUCACAGCAGGUUCCCCCCUCCUGCAGAGGUGCUAAGCCAAACUCCCACAGAAAAAGGGACCAUUCGUGACUUGCUUUCAUCACCUUGCAGCGAGCCUGUUCUCACUGUCACGGUUUCAUUUGUUUGUCUCUGUGAGUUCUGUAUUGCUGACGUUCAUGCACAGACACGUCCUGGGGCGAACUGCUGAUGAGCUCGGCCAUAAAAGAAUUUACUUCUCUAA